Molecule: messenger RNA, 1155 nt
Organism: Micromonas commoda
Lineage: Eukaryota; Viridiplantae; Chlorophyta; Mamiellophyceae; Mamiellales; Mamiellaceae
Exons: 1
Coding region: 1-1155 (384 amino acids)
Biological process (GO): proteolysis
Molecular function (GO): metalloaminopeptidase activity
Source: RefSeq, a predicted model, not a curated record
AUGGCGUGCCUGAGCGUCGCGUCGCUCGCGCGACCCUUCUCUUCCCGCGUCUCGUCGGCCUCGUGCCGCGCGGCGGUCGUCGCCGGCGGGCAGCGCGCCUCCCUCCUGGGCGCCUCCCAGCCCAGGUGGGCGCUCGCGGCCACCUCUACCGCCCUCCGCAGGCGCGCCAACCGCGGGUUCCUCACCGUCGAGGCCAAGAAGAAGGGCUUCGCCGAGCUCCUCAGCGACAUCGUCCCCAAGGACGAGGAUUACAACGGCCGCCCUCGGCUGGAGAAGGGCAAGGUGAGCGCCAAGCAGCACGUGCCCAACUCCAUCCCGAAGCCCCCGUACGCGGAUACCGGCCACCUCCCGCCCAUGAACGAGGACCCGCAGAUCCACGACGCGGAGGGCGAGGAGAAGAUGCGCGCCGCGGGCCUGCUCGCCGCGCAGGUGCUCGACUACGCGGAGACGAUCAUCAAGCCCGGCAUCACCACCGACUUCGUCGACCAGAAGGUUCACAAGAUGAUAAUCGACGCCGGCGCUUACCCUUCGCCGCUGAACUACGGCGGGUUUCCCAAGAGCGUGUGCACGUCCCUGAACGAGUGCAUAUGCCACGGGAUCCCCGACACCACCGAGCUCAGGGAGGGCGACAUCAUCAACGUGGACGUCACCGUCUACCUCAACGGGUACCACGGCGACACCUCGCGGACCAUCUGCGUCGGGAAGGUGACCGACGAGGUGCAGCGCCUCGUGGACGUCACGGAGAAGUCCCUGGCGGAGGCGAUCAAGAUCUGCAAGCCCGGCACGCCCGUGCGCAAGAUCGGCGCCACCAUCCACGCCAUCGCGGACGAGGCGGGCUUUGGCGUCGUGGAGAAGUUCGUCGGGCACGGCGUGGGCAAGGAGUUCCACUCGGGUCCCACGGUGCGGCACCACAGGAACAACGACCCGGGUGUGCUGGUGAAGGGUCAGACGUUCACGAUCGAGCCGAUGCUCACGAUCGGGCGGACGGCGGACAGGAUGUGGAGGGACGGGUGGACUGCGGUCACCGCGGAUGGCAAGUGGACGGCGCAGUGCGAGCACACGCUGCUCAUCACCGACGACGGCGUCGAGAUCCUCACCGCGUCGCCCAUGAAGAAAACCGAGAGGUUUCCGGCGAAGGAGGCGACCGCCGCGUAA